GUUAUGUGAAAACUCUUGAGUACAAAUAUUGAGUAGAAAUAUUAAAACAUAGUGUUGCCAUAAACUUAUAUUAGGGUAAUCUGAAGAAGAACCCAGAUGGACAUAUUAUGUGACACCCUAUGAACCCCUUCUUAUACAUUAAUACCAACUUGGACCAAACGUAUCUUACAGUCGGGGACGUAGAAGUGCUGUCACUUAUCUGGCAGUAACAGAGCGUAACCUCAUCAGUUUUCCAGUGACCCUGAGACCCGUAUGAUUUUUAUUUUAAAGCAAGUUGAUGGAAUAAGCCACUGAGAGUUGGAAUUCACAGUAUGGAAACCUACCUCAGACGUAGAUUUCAUGGCUUUCCAUACAGCGGUAACUUUCCUCUUGAGAAAACGUUGCAACUAUCUGCCGGUGGAAAACCUGUGUCACUGGCUAAUUUUCGACAGGGGCUUGAAGAUACUGAGCGAAUGACCAACUCAAAUCUAAGCGAAGCCCGCACACUGAGUUGUUAUUGCGAUGGCAGUUGCCCGGACAAUGUUAUUAAUGGCACAUGUGAAACCCGCCCCGGAGGUUCCUGUUUUAGUGCAGUCGAAGAAGUUUACGAUGAAAUCACAGGCACAUACGAAGAGGAACGGACAUAUGGCUGCAUGCCGCCAGAAGAGAAUGGCGGACUGUUAAUGUGCAAAGUUGCCGCUGUACCACACCUGCAUGGCAAGAAUAUCGUCUGUUGUGAUUCGGCCGAUUUCUGUAAUCGUAAUAUACACCCCGAAUAUACGCCGAAGAGCACAACCACCCCGCCAGAGUUGCCAGUGAGUUCACAAUCCAUACAUUACCUGCUCGUCUUGACCUCCCUCAUCGUCUGCCUAACGAUAUUUGUCGUGGUGCUGCUGAUAUUCUGCGUAAUGUAUCGACGUCGCGAGAAACAGGGCAAACAACCACGUCUCAUCAGCUCUAUGUGCAACAGUCAAAUAUCACCGCUAUCACAAUUAGUCGGCCAAAGUACCGGCUCCGGCUCUGGACUGCCACUUUUGGUGCAACGUACAAUCGCCAAGCAAAUACAAAUGGUGCGUUCGGUGGGUAAGGGACGUUAUGGUGAAGUUUUCUUAGCAAAAUGGCGUGAUGAACAUGUUGCCGUUAAGAUCUUCUUUCGCACCGAAGAAUCUUCUUGGUUCCGUGAAACUGAAAUCUAUCAAACUGUAUUGAUUCGUCACGAGAACAUUUUGGGUUUCAUUGCGGCCGACAUUAAGCACAUGGGCAGUCAUACGCAAAUGAUGCUCAUCACCGAUUUCCACGAACAUGGCAGCCUACACGAUUAUCUACGCACUUCGGUGAUUACACCGCAAAAACUCCAACUAAUGGCCUACUCCCUGGCCUCGGGCUUAGCACAUCUACACGAUGAGAUUGUCGGCACACCCGGCAAACCGGCCAUUGCACAUCGCGAUAUCAAGAGUAAUAAUAUACUUGUUAAACGUAAUGGUCAAGUGGCUAUUGCCGAUUUCGGUUUGGCUGUUAAGUACACCUCGGAAAUGGAUGAAAUACAAAUUGCACAAAACGCACGCGUCAGCACACCACGUUAUAUGGCACCGGAAAUGUUGAAUCAAUCAUUGAAUCAGCAACAAUUUGAGGAAUUCAAACGCGCCGAUAUGUAUUCGGUGGGUUUGGUGUUUUGGGAAAUGUCGCGACGCUGCUACACACAAGUGCCCGGCGCCAAUACGACCACAUGCGAAGAUUACGCCUUGCCCUAUCAUGAUGUUGUGCCGGCCGAUCCCACAUUCGAUGAUAUGUACGAUGUGGUGUGCAUUAAAGGCUUCCGACCGCCAGUGCCGUUGCGCUGGCAGGACGACGAUGUCUUGGCGACCAUGUCGAAGAUCAUGCAGGAGUGUUGGCAUCCGAAUCCGACGGUACGGCUGACGGCGUUACGCGUUAAAAAGACGCUCGGGCGACUGCAGUAGGGCUUGGGAAGUGAGAAAGUCACAGCUCCCUUGUGGGUGCGAGUAAGCAGGUAGUGUCUAAAGGUACACCUGGCAGUUUAAUACUUUAAGUGAUGUGUUUUUUUUUUCGAUAAAUUUAAGUUAGACUUUUAAGCGUAAUUUUAAUUGUUCGUCAUAAAAGUUUUUUUUUUAAUACUAAUUUUAUUUCAUAAGCAACGUAAUUAAGCCAAUAGUCUUAAUAUUAAUUUUAGUAUGUAGCUGGUAGUUUUGUUUAUAUAGUAUAGCCACACGCUUUAUAUAUUUUCAUUAACAUUUUAUGUUUUCUUUUUUUUCAAAUAAUUAUUAUUGCUGUUGACUUUGGUCUGUCCGCGUUUGAUUCGAAAAAUAUUCAAUAUAAGCGAAGGCAGCUUUUUCGUACUGAAAUAUAUGCUCUAAGAGCUGCAAGCAAGACAUGUUUGCUUAAAAUAAUUGUAAUUUAAUUGAAAAUACAUAGAAUAUUUUUUAUUUUAAAUUAACUAUCUAUUUUUA
Molecule: messenger RNA, 2444 nt
Organism: Ceratitis capitata (Mediterranean fruit fly)
Lineage: Eukaryota; Metazoa; Arthropoda; Insecta; Diptera; Tephritidae
Gene: tkv
Product: bone morphogenetic protein receptor type-1B
Exons: 3
Coding region: 312-1937 (541 amino acids)
Biological process (GO): dorsal/ventral pattern formation; BMP signaling pathway; cellular response to growth factor stimulus
Cellular component (GO): plasma membrane; signaling receptor complex
Molecular function (GO): ATP binding; SMAD binding; transforming growth factor beta receptor activity, type I
Source: RefSeq, a predicted model, not a curated record